GAAAAUAAAAGUCACAUCGUUUCACUUCGCUUAUUUUGUUUUGUGAGUCUGUAAAUGUACUGUUUAUGUUUCUUGUGGUAAGAAGUUUUGCACUAACAAAUUCGGGAUCCAGGAGUCACUUUGGUUUCAACUAUGAUAAACAAGGAAGGGAUUGGAAUGUCAGGGGUGGUAAAAGACAGUCGCCCAUUGACCUUUGCUCUUGUAAUGCCAUUACAUGCAAUGUCCCAAAAUUGGAGUUGGUAAAUUACAAUAAAGUUUUGUGUGCUCCUCUGUCUGUCAUAAAUAAUGGGUUGACUGUUCUCAUGAGGAUUCCUAAAACUGUUGAAGGAAAGCAGCCAUCUAUUUGUAUCAGCAGUGAGCAGGGACAUGUUUUCGAAGCUGAACAGCUGCAUUUCCAUUGGGGAUCCGAACAUACCAAAGGAUCUGAGCACAAGUUAGAUGGAGACUUUUACGACGGAGAGGUGCACAUAGUUCACAAGAACUGCAGCUACAAAAGCAACAAGGAAGCUGGUCAGCAACGAAAUGGAUUUGCGGUUUUGGCUGUGCUACUGAGAAACUUAGAGGUUCCAAUAAACGAGUCGUCAGCCAUGAACGAGAUCUUCAAAACGGUUUCUGGAAUCUCUGCAUUCGAUGCCAGCCAAGCUCUUAAGGAAAGUAUGGCCUUGGAGGAUUUGAUUGCUUGCAUAGACACCAAUAAAUACCUGACCUAUGAAGGAUCUCUAACCACUCCUCCAUGUGCUGAAGCAGUUAUUUGGUUUAUUUUUCAAACACCCGUUGAUGUACCCCAGGAAUAUUGGAAAAACUUUUGGCAGCUGAGGGAUUCUCGUGGCCAGCGGGCUUUGAACACCUAUCGAGAUUUACAGGAUGACUACAACCGACCUGUUUACCGAAGUAAAUUUUAGUUGAGAAAUGCAAUAAAAUUCUUUUAAGUGGA
Molecule: messenger RNA, 934 nt
Organism: Drosophila ficusphila
Lineage: Eukaryota; Metazoa; Arthropoda; Insecta; Diptera; Drosophilidae
Gene: CAH4
Product: carbonic anhydrase 6
Exons: 4
Coding region: 66-902 (278 amino acids)
Cellular component (GO): cytoplasm
Molecular function (GO): carbonate dehydratase activity; zinc ion binding
Source: RefSeq, a predicted model, not a curated record